Molecule: messenger RNA, 199 nt
Organism: Eimeria maxima
Lineage: Eukaryota; Apicomplexa; Conoidasida; Eucoccidiorida; Eimeriidae
Exons: 3
Source: RefSeq, a predicted model, not a curated record
GCCUGAUGAUUUAGCGUUUGCAUUAAAGGAGGUACAAAAAGGAAGAUUAACAACUAAAGCGUUGCGUUUGUAUGUCGCUGCGCUCGCUCAAGGAGACCCUGACGCUAAGAGAUACUUAGCACACAACGCAACGGAGGAGGAGACAGAGGCUCGUGCUCGUGAGGAUCUACAGGAGCUAUUUAAAGAGCAGCCUAAGUAA